GGGUUGUUGGUAGCUCAUUCUCCGCAAAGGCUACUAUCGAACAGAAAGACCAUUUCUCCAACUUCUCAGGAAAAGCUUUGGCAGGCUCUGAGUGACAUUGAUUUAUAUGGUGCCAGUCAACUCCCCAAGAAUAGGAAGAAGCUUUGGUCGGAGACAUGGACUAAAACGAAGACUCCAUCAUCAUUAUCAGGUCAGAAGGAAGCUGAAGCAUUGCUAGCCCCUGAGCAAAUGAGCAAGAAACCAAAGAACCACAGUAAUGCUUCCCUUCUUUCAGUUAACAAAGGAAUUCUCAAGUCGCCAGAAUGCUUCCUGUAGGUCACCUUGUUUUUGCAUGAAGAAUUCAACAUUUCACGAACAAACUGAGAAGGCUGUUGAAUUCUCACAACGACAGAUGCAUGAUAUAGAAAACAUUGCAAUGAAACUUCUGAAGGGGUUGAAGUCCAUGAAAAACAUUGUGGAAGAAACUCUUUGUUCAGAAUCAUGUUCCUCCCUACCUUCAAAAUUUACUGCUGACGAGAUCAGGGCAGCUGUUGAGAAUGCAUCCAAACUUGAAAAGAUCACAAGGAGGUGGCUAUCUAUGAUGACAAAGGAUUGCAAUCGUUUUUGUAAAAUAAUGAGAUUAGCUGAGAACAAAGAAACUACUCCUGUUAAUGGUGUUUCUAAGAAACGGAAGAAGAUUACUUUUGCUGAUGAAGCUGGUGGUGUUCUCUGCCAGGUGAAAGAUUUCAGACAACAGCCAGCACCUGUUGUUGUACGUGAAACUGGGAAGGAUGAUAUGAGCCAUGUACUGUUGUAGAAUAGCAGUAGGCUGCUAUAGGCAACGAGUCCAAGCAUCUCAAAAGCUGGUAAUUUUUGUUGGCAUGCUCAAAUCUCACAGGCGGUAGGCAACAAUGGCCACUUCUUGGACAAUUGCUGCCAUGACAGAUGCUUGUGUCUUCUAUCUUGUGGCAGAAAGACUAUGUGGCUGGAGGAUAUUUCAUACUUUAUCCUUGCAAAGUCUGCCUCUGAAGUAGGUCUUGGAUUGAGGUGCAAUGGAUGUUUGAAGCUGUUUCUUAACUGAUAUUUGUUGCCUGCUGAAGCAUUAUCCUAUCGGACACCACUGGUGAGGUGGAAUUUAAGAAACCUAGUUUUAUGCUGAGCUAUACGUAUAUGUGCGGUAGAAGGCUUGCCACAGUAACUAUGGUAGGGAAAGAUUAAAAAAAAUCAUUUGCUUAUCUGGAUGACAUUGGUCUCAGUUGGUGAUGUUAUCUUAUGAUUAAAAUAAUGUUAGUUUUAUAUUUAUUCCAUCAUUUCAAUAUUGUGAGCUGUGGUUUAACUAGAAUGCAAAUGCAUGGUUCAGGAUAUUUGUUCUAUGAAAUAUGAAAUAUUUUAGGU
Phoenix dactylifera (date palm) is the source of this 1374-nucleotide messenger RNA. The record is from RefSeq and is a predicted model, not a curated record. Lineage: Eukaryota; Viridiplantae; Streptophyta; Magnoliopsida; Arecales; Arecaceae.